UUACAAUUUUAAGGGAAAAACGUUCAACCCAGGAAAAAAUAAGGUGGGGCAGGAUUGUCGCGCCAAACACCAUCAUACAGGUAAAAUAGUGACAAAAAAUUAUCUGGAGGAUGGCAGUGCAAGAUCGAAUACAUUGAGCAAAAGGUUAAAAACAAUUCAACAAAAGAUUAAACAAUUGUCCAAAUUAACAAACACUCAAAUGCAGCUAACAUACAAAACAGAGUCGGGACGGCAAGGGUGUUUGACAACUGACAACUGGGAGGAUAGUAUUGACAACACAGAUGUAUCCAAGGAUGUGAAUACUCCUUCAACAUCUCAUGCAGAUAUUGAUUUUUUGGUGUAUCCUGACCCACCACAAUCUAACACCAGCAAAGAUGAUGAUGCUAGUGCAGAAGAGGAGAAUUGUAAAGUCUGUGGAAAAGAAAAUAUGAGAAAGGGGAAGAAAGACAUCUGGGUAAACUGCGAGUUUGAAUCGUGUACUUACUGGUGCCAUUCCAUUUGUACCGGGUUUGUUGUCAAAAAAGAAAGUGACUUAGAUAAAGUGAAAUUUUAUUGUCCUCAACAUAUAAAAUCAUUUAAGAAAAUUUAAUAUGUAAAUGUUUAAUGCAUUAAUAAAUUAUUAUGAAAUUCAUUUUAAUUACGUUUGUAUUAAAUGUGAUUUAUCUUUGAAACUCUUAACUUAAAUUACUUACUUUUAACUUUAAUCCACUUAUUUUUAAAAACAUAUGCGUCUUCCA
Ruditapes philippinarum (Manila clam) is the source of this 737-nucleotide messenger RNA. RefSeq lists its product as uncharacterized. NCBI's taxonomy places the organism in Eukaryota, Metazoa, Mollusca, Bivalvia, Venerida, Veneridae. The transcript is spliced from 4 exons. The coding region runs from base 200 to 589 and encodes 129 amino acids. The record is from RefSeq and is a predicted model, not a curated record.